AUGCGCUCCCCUCAGUCUUCAGGAAAUCAAACACUCCUCCAGAGCAAAUGCGCUCCCCUCAGCGCACCCAACUGCUCGACUUCUUCAGGAUGUAGUGUGUUGCACCCAACUGCUCGACUUCUUCAGGAAAAUGAAGGCCAUAAUCAGAAGAGAAUUCCAGACCUCAAGGUGCAACGAACUUAUAGGAGAGACCGACCUCAAUGUGCAACGAAAUUAAAGCUCGAACAAAGGAGAAACAGUGGCACUCUCCGACAUAGCCGACUGGAAGAGAAUUCAAGACCUCAAGGUGCAACGAACUCAAAGCUCGAACAAGGGAGAAAUAGUGGACAGUGGCACUCUCCGAAAUAG
This is a messenger RNA of Rodentolepis nana, 348 nucleotides long. NCBI's taxonomy places the organism in Eukaryota, Metazoa, Platyhelminthes, Cestoda, Cyclophyllidea, Hymenolepididae. The record is from the annotation of a GenBank genome assembly.